This is a messenger RNA of Sceloporus undulatus (fence lizard), 2042 nucleotides long. It is a transcript of the gene ASB13, whose product is annotated as ankyrin repeat and SOCS box containing 13. Gene Ontology annotation, molecular function: protein binding. The record is from RefSeq and is a predicted model, not a curated record. The transcript is spliced from 6 exons. NCBI's taxonomy places the organism in Eukaryota, Metazoa, Chordata, Lepidosauria, Squamata, Phrynosomatidae. The coding region runs from base 119 to 955 and encodes 278 amino acids. Gene Ontology annotation, biological process: positive regulation of protein catabolic process; protein ubiquitination; intracellular signal transduction.
CCUGGGUUCCCUUUGCUCCCUCAGCGCCAACCGUCAAUCGAUUGGCUACGGCCGCCGCCGCCGGCUCUCCCCUCUCCCGGUGGUUGCUGGGACUUGUAGUUUGGGGCGGGGAUUCGCGAUGGAGAGGACGACGGCCAGCGGCUCCUUACUGGGAGAUAUUGGGUUUUGGGCUGACAGGACCCCAGUUCACGAAGCAGCCAGGAGUGGAGAGACCCUGCAGCUGCAACAACUCAUUGAGAAUGGAGCCUGCGUCAACCUGGUCACCUACGAUUCCAUCACGCCGCUGCAUGAGGCCAGUCUCCGUGGUCAGACUCAGUGCGUGAAAAUUCUCCUAGCCGCAGGAGCCCAGGUUGAUGCUCGAAACAUUGACGGGAGCACCCCUCUCUGUGAUGCCUGUGCUUCUGGUAGCAUUGACUGUGUGAAGGUCCUGCUCUCCCAUGGGGCCAAAGUCAACCCACCUCUCUACACGGCUUCUCCCCUCCAUGAGGCCUGCAUGAAUGGCAGUGCCGAGUGUGUACGGCUCCUGGUUGAUGUUGGUGCAAACCUGGAGGCCCACGACUGCCACUUUGGCACUCCUUUGCAUGUAGCAUGUGCUAGAGAGCACCUGGAUUGUGUGAAGAUAUUGCUCAAUGCAGGAGCCAAUGUGAAUGCUGCCAAACUCCAUGAGACUGCCCUCCAUCACGCUGCCAAAGUGAAAAAUGCUGAUCUGGUAGAGAUGCUGGUUGAAUUUGGGGGGAACAUUUGGGCCCGGGACAACCGAGGGAAGAAGCCUUCUGACUACACCUGGAGCAACAGUGCAGCGGCCAAAUGCUUUGAGCAUUAUGAAAAAACUCCCCUGAGCUUGUCCCAGCUCUGUCGACUCACCCUGAGACGGGCCAUCGGCCAGCAAGGCUUGAAGAAGGUUGCCCAGCUCCACAUCCCUCCGCGAUUAAUCAAAUUCCUCUCCUACCAGUGACCAACAGCCAAAGUUGCCAUGCUGAGGAUGCCAUUGCCUACAUAAACACCCUCUACACAUUUCUGGUCAUGUUAAAUCUCAGGCAACCCUCCCUUCCCUUCCCCCUAAGAUGUGGCUUUAAUUUAAGGGAUGUAAAUAUUAUUUAUGAGCAAUCGAUAGUUUAAAGACUGAUCAACAGGGUCCCUCAUGGCAUCCUGUUCCCAUAGUUGCACUUAGCAUUUUUAUGGUGCUUUUUUGAGCACGCAAAAUGCUACAGCACUCACAUCUUUCUGAAGAUCCCACUGUGGUCUUAUUAUUCCAGCAUUGCAGCUGGAAAAGGAUACAACACUUGCAUCAGGAUUGGAAGCAGCGGUUCACAGCUCAUUUUUACACCUGCUUACACACUACAUAGACUUUGAGGGUGACCACAGAAUUAAUCCAUCAGAGCAAGAAGCACUUAGCACCUUUUGGCACUUUUUCAGGCUGGGACCCACAUUUUGCCCCCUGGCACUCAUGUUUAGACACAGCAUAGCUAAUAAAACUGGAAUCUCUCAUAUCUUCAUAUGUGUAGUUAGUAGUUUUUUCUGCCUAAUUAUUGCAGGGAUGGACAAGGUCCACAGGCAAACUUUACCCCUGGGACCAUGCCGCCUGGUACCUUCUGUGUCAGAGGGGGAAGUGAAUCUGCUCGGGGUAUUAGCCCAAACUUUAAAAGAGCUAUGCAAGGUGCUAAAUCUUAUAACCCCCUCCCCUAUAGACACUUUUUAGUUCCUUUAAAAUUUAGAUAAAAUUUGUAGUUAUGGUUUUUAGUGAUUUUAGUUGGAUUACUUAGCUGGAUCUGUAAUGGUGGAAUACACUGAGCCUUCCCCAUUCACUGGGUAUGUGACCCAGAACUCUGGGAGCUGCUGGUGUGUCUGAUGCCAGCUUUACAGGUGCUCCAUAGAGUAUAUCCUAGGUGAGUGCGUUCCAACCCUAGCUGUGCAUUCAGAUACAUCACUGGUCAUAGGAGACUGGAAGCAUGACUUUUGGUCACUCCCUCUUCUAUGGAUGACCUGGAAUAUGAUCUGUAUCAGUGUGUCAGAACAAGAAUAAACCCAUUUCUUUCAAUACA